AUGACCAAGAACCAGUACACAUUUCCCCCUGGGUCGACAGUCCUGGUCACUGGGGCCAACGCGUAUAUUGGAUCGCACGUUAUCAACAUCCUCCUAGGCCUCGGAUACCGCGUUCGUGGCACCGUCCGCACGCCCCGACCUUGGCUGAAUGAGUACUUUGAUACAUGUUAUGGCCCGGGUUUGUUCGAGACGAUCCUGGUAACGGACUUCCGAGACCCUAGCGCAUUUGAUCAUGCUCUCGUUGGGGUGUCCGGGGUAGUCCAUAUGGCCCAAGCUAUGCCAUGGGAUCCAGCAAACAGCGAUCCUGUGGGGUACACUGUCGCUGGAACUUUGAAUGUCCUCCGAGCUGCAUCCAGUCAAGACUCCAUCAAGCGCGUGGUACUUGCUUCAUCCAUUGUUGCAGCUGGCUAUCCCGAAGGCAGUGAGCCUUUUAGAUUUGACACAGACUCGUGGGACACAUCUACACCGGAAACUGCAAUAUCGAUAUACACUGUUUGCAAGACCGAAGGCGAGCGACAGGCCUGGAAAUGGGUGAAAGAGAAUCAACCUUCCUUUGUGCUGAAUACAGUUCUUCCGUGGAUGAACUUUGGUCGAACUCUUCACCCCGAAAUUGGUAGCUCAGGACACAAAUGGAUCCGAGCCCUUCUACAGGGGGAUUCGUUUCCUUUCAAGGUGGUUCCCCUACCAUGGUUUAUCGACGUGGAAGAUUCCGCGCGGCUGCACGUCAUCGCGUUGCUGGAUAAGGAAGUCAAUUCGGAACGGGUAUUUGGGGCUGCAGGGCCUUUUGUAUGGAGCGAUAUAACUGCAGUUAUGAAGAAGACGGAGCCGAAGAACAAGCUCAUUCCAGAUCCACCGAAGAAUGAGAAGGCGAGCCUGGGAGUGGUGGUCCCAGCUCAACGAGCUGAAAACCUUAUUCGUGCCUUCUUUGGACGACCUGGUUGGACUACUCUCGAAGAUUGCAUUGAAGCAACCGUGAAAACUGCAUGA
This is a messenger RNA of Penicillium arizonense, 987 nucleotides long. RefSeq lists its product as uncharacterized. The transcript is spliced from 5 exons. NCBI's taxonomy places the organism in Eukaryota, Fungi, Ascomycota, Eurotiomycetes, Eurotiales, Aspergillaceae. Gene Ontology annotation, molecular function: oxidoreductase activity, acting on the CH-OH group of donors, NAD or NADP as acceptor. The coding region runs from base 1 to 987 and encodes 328 amino acids. The record is from RefSeq and is a predicted model, not a curated record.